AUGUGCUGCGACUUGUUGAAGGAACUUCUCGAGAAGCUGCGCGGAGUUCCUACAAUCACCAUUGGUGGUUGGUGUUUUCAGUUGGAGAUGGAAGGAGUGCCAGUGUCAAAAUGUCAGAAUCUGAUACUAGAGGCACCGGUUAGUCAACUGAACCUUCCCGGGAUAGCAUACAUGCUGCGAAGUUCACAGGGCCUGGAAAAAUUAGUCAUACACCUGACUAACCUCCCCCGAUCGAAGGUUCAGCUUGAGCUUGAUGAAGAAUCUGAGGAUCGCGUUAACUUUGACAAAGAAGAAUUAUUGUGCUUACGGAAGGGGAAUUUGGGAUGUUUGGCAGAACAUCUCAAGAGAGUUGAGAUCAGCGGCAUUGGAGCUGAUAGAUUUGGGUCAAACCAUCUGCUCGCCCUGAUUAAGUUUCUUCUCGGGGAUGCACUUGUGCUGGAGAAGUUGGUUAUCGAGGUUAAAUUGCCCACACACUUUGUUCCGCGCAAACUACUUGGUGCAGAUUUCGAAAAGCGUCCGAAAAUGCUGAGGUUAUCUUCGAUUGGUGUCUUGGUAUAAGCAUGUGAAAGUCCGGGUUUCUCGUUGAUCUCAUGGCUACGCUCAUUUGUAUUAACACUCUUUUCACGGUAAAGUUACGUGAAGCGACUGUAUUAAGUUUUUAACACUUAUCUAAUUUACUCUUGUUUCAAUUUUUAUUCUAGUUGUAAACAUGAUCCUAUCGAGGAAAGAGGAUCAUAUAAGUGUUUUGGUUCAAGGGGAUUUUUUUCCGACAAAAAAGUCUGCAAUCGGAACUAAACCGUAUUCCCUCGUUCGAUGUGGUUCGACUUUUGGAAAACCUUGGCGUGGCAUUUUUUCUUUACUAACAGUCAAGACAUAUAAAAUAAAUAAAUGAAGAGUCACGUGUUACUCUCCGU
Molecule: messenger RNA, 914 nt
Organism: Syzygium oleosum
Lineage: Eukaryota; Viridiplantae; Streptophyta; Magnoliopsida; Myrtales; Myrtaceae
Exons: 3
Coding region: 1-558 (185 amino acids)
Source: RefSeq, a predicted model, not a curated record